AUGGAUCCACUAAUCGGAAACGCAUCUCAUUAUACUCCGACUCGUUUCGCACGAACCGCCUGUGAAGGUAAGAUCGGUUCAUCGAAGCUUCCCCCGUAAGUUUACCCUGUUGCAGUAGCUGAAAAUUUAUGGGAUCGUGGAGCUGGAUGCGGGAGAACAUAUCGUGUCCGGUGCAUUAGCGACGGAGCACCGCGUUUCUGCAAGACUGGAGUAGAAAUCAAGGUUCGUAUUCAGGACAGGGCAGCAACCAUGCGGAGCCAAGCUUCGGAGUAUGGCGCUGAUAUGAUAAUCGCAGAAUCAGGUUUCAGAGAGAUUGCAGAUCCUUUUUCAAGUUCAGUUCCGAUUCAGUACGAGGAGGUUGCAUAGAUCUGAUUAUUACUAUAAUAUUAGUUAGUUUUUUUUUUUUUUUUUUAAAUAAAAUAAGUAGAAGAGAUUGUUAUGAAGGCUUCAUGCACUGUGUUUUAGUUCUCCAAGUUUUCAUCGGAAGGUUUUGUUAGUAUGGUUUCUAACGAAUAUGUACAUGUAGGAAAGGAAAAAGAUAGUGUAAAUGUUAUUGGAUUUUUUUUUGUCUUUCAUUUGUUGUUCCUGUCCAGCUUUAAUCAUUUAAUUCCCUUUGGAAGUAGGCCCCCUCCUUUAACAGGGUGAAAGAGGCACAAUUGCAUCUGAGUUUCCCUUUAAAGACCCAAUCAUGGGUUUCAAUUCUCCAAAAUUGUACUCACAGGAUGUUGGCUUUUUUUUUUGGGGUAUGCAUGCUCUCUUUUGGGAGAAGGUAAGGUCUUUUGGCUCCUGAGUCAAUUUCCCUGCUGCUGCUGCUGUUGUUAUUAUUGUUGGUUUUUUUAAUAGAUUUAGAAUACAUAGUUUUAUUCUUUUGUGUUUGUUUAUUUUAUUUGAUUCCUCUGCAACCGAAUGAAAUGUUAACGUUUUUCUUCAACUGGGAUUCGUUGCUGUGUUGUGCUUUCUUUUCUAAUUCAGGAUAUCUGCCCUGUUUUACCUGGAUUGAUGUGAUGAGAUUUUGAUUUGUAGUUGUGUUUGAAUCUUUAGGGUAGAUCUUAGCGAAAGGCAGUGUUGUGCUUUCUUUUCUGAUUCAGAAUAUCUGCCCUGUUUUACCUGGGUUGGUGUGAUGAGAUUUUGAUUUGUAGUUGUGUUUGAAUUUUUAGGGUAGAUCUUAGGGAAAGGCAGUAGUUUUUAGAGUAGAUCUUGAUACCGUGUCAUGUGUGUUUCAAAUUACUGAUGCAUAUCUUCUAUGUUUCACUACAAAGUGAAUGAUAACAUGUAAAAUGUUUGUCCAUUUAUCAACAAGACAUUUUAAGGUUCAAAGCUUCUUUCUUUAUUGGCUUUCCUUUUGUAGAAGUAGGGAAUUCAAAU
Rubroshorea leprosula is the source of this 1365-nucleotide messenger RNA. Lineage: Eukaryota; Viridiplantae; Streptophyta; Magnoliopsida; Malvales; Dipterocarpaceae. The record is from the annotation of a GenBank genome assembly.